Anopheles coustani is the source of this 1026-nucleotide messenger RNA. Its product is annotated as fibrinogen-like protein A. The record is from RefSeq and is a predicted model, not a curated record. NCBI's taxonomy places the organism in Eukaryota, Metazoa, Arthropoda, Insecta, Diptera, Culicidae. The transcript is spliced from 2 exons. The coding region runs from base 1 to 1026 and encodes 341 amino acids.
AUGGUGCGCAAUGAGUUGCAAAACAUGAAGCACAGUUUGGAAGAACAAUUGCUUGAAAUCAGACAAACGUUAAAGGAAACGGAAGACGCCGUAAAAGCUAGUGAGGCAAGUCGCCUAAGUAAACUAAAUGAAGGAAUGGAGACUUUUUGGAACGAAGCCCUGCAAACUGUCUUGCAGGAAACGACAUCUACAGAGGCCGAUUUGCAAGCCAAGCUAGCUGAGGAGAAAAGCAAUUUGUUUGGAAAAAUUGACAACAUACAACAAAAGCUGGAAACCGAUCUUCUUAAGAUGGAAGGUGUAACAAAGAAGGUUGUCGACCUCCAAAAGGAGUUGAUCGAAAUGCAAAGCAUAAAAGCGGAGGCUCCCGUGACGACACUCAUGACUGCUGAGCAUAAGGGCAUCUACAAAUCAUGCGAGGAUGUUCCAACCACACUUUCCGGCGCGUAUGUGAUUCAACUCGAGCCCGGCCAAAACGUAGCAGUAUAUUGUGAGCAGUCCGUUUUUGGUGGCGGAUGGCUGGUUUUCCAACACCGGUAUGAUGGCAAAGAGAAGUUUUACCGCAAUUGGACUGACUAUCGAAAUGGUUUCGGAAACUUAAACGGGGAGUUCUGGUUCGGGUUGGAGCACCUACACAAAAUGACUACGGCCCGAAAACACGAACUUAUGGUAGAGAUGGAAGACUACUAUGGAAACUAUGGUUACGCGCAUUAUGAUGAGUUCGUAAUUGACAGUGAAGCUGAGGGAUACAGGUUGAAGGUAGGGAAUCACGAUGGAACAGCGGGUGAUUCAUUGAAAAUCCACAACGGUAUGAAAUUUAGCACGCCCGAUGUGGACAACGAUGGUCUCAGCCAUUGGGCCUGCGCACCGGACUUCUAUGGUGCAUGGUGGUACAACAAUUGUCACAAUUCCAAUCUGAACGGUGGUUACAAAAAUGUAACAGAUGCGUACUCGAUGAACUGGCUCCACUUCAAAGAUGACUGGCGCAGUUUGUCUUAUAGUAGAAUGAUGAUUCGUGAGGUGAACUAA